Molecule: messenger RNA, 11258 nt
Organism: Coregonus sp. 'balchen'
Lineage: Eukaryota; Metazoa; Chordata; Actinopteri; Salmoniformes; Salmonidae
Source: the annotation of a GenBank genome assembly
GAAACAGGCCUACUGGCCGCAGGUGUUCCCCCUCCCAGGCCCCUGAGCCUGUGCAGGGAUGAGAUAUCGAUUGGUAUGUGAUUGAAGGAGUGGGAUGGGUUUUAUUAUAUACAUUUUUGUCUUUUGUAUGUAAUAUUUUUUUCCUAUAAUGUUUUUCCCCCACCAGUUCAACUACUCCGUACAGUAGGUGGUGGCAAUACAAUUUAUAGUUGUGGACCACAACUUGUGGUCUGCCUGGCUGCCAUAAAACCUCAGAGAAGAAGAAGGGUGAGCUAGCAAAACAUGAAAACAUUUAACACAUUUCCGAAGUUAUUACCACGUGUUUGAGUAAGAUUCGAGAAACAAGUUGAAUCAAUGUAUGAAUAAUGGAGUUGUUAAGUUUACUUGAUUCAAAAACUCUUUAAAAUUACUGUCAGUCGUGUCGUGUAUCUGGCCAGAGCGGCUAGCUAGACAUUUAACGCUAGCUCGCUAGCUAAUCUUAGCUAAGUAGCUGAGUAGCUAACGCGGUGGGUAGCUAGCUAGCUACCUUGCUUACAAAACAAAACAAGGACUGAAUCCUGAGCAUCUUGUUGUAGCUUGGUUAUUAGAACUGUUGGGAAACAUCCCAUCUAGCUACUCACUACCAUGAGUCUGACGAUUGAGGCCAGUGUCUCUUUCCUCAAAUAUGAACUUGCAUCGACCAUCGAACAGGCAGUGAGGUGUGCAGUUGAAACCGUUUUAAAGGAAACUGCCAGAGUAGUCGCCAUCAAACUGGCCGCAGCUCGGACUGCUGCUGCUGAGUCUCAUCGUGAGAACCAAAGUUUGAGAGAGAGACUUGAGGUAUCGGAGGGUGAACUCAGCGCUGUACGGUACUACAUGACAGCAGCCGAGAAGAACAUCAAACAGUGUUUACUUCUAAAUCACAGCCAUCCUAGAUCAGGUGUAUUAGUUCCUGGUUCAGAAGAGUCUCUUUUCCUCCCUCCCCCCACUGCUUCGGGGAGUCCUUCCAACAUGCUGAACAGGGGCACGUCCCGUGUGCCCAAGUCGUUUCGAGCCUCAUCCACACGAUCCCAGUUUUCGACGUCACUACCUAGUGUAGGUCUUUGCUUACCAACAGUGCAGCAUGAAUGGCCCAGGAGCAGCUCAAGCUUGAGAGGAAUACGGACAUCCUCCUCCACUGUCUCUUGCGCCAAUCCUUCACAAACAUCCAAAGCGCCACAACUAGAGGUUGAAAGCUCACCUAAACACACUGAGGAGGAUACAGAGGGUCAAUUCUACAUCACGGACGAUGGAGUUGCAGAGAAAGGUAGGCUUACGCCGUAUACAUAGACAUCAAUACUUGCAUGCACUCAAAAAGUGAAAAGUCUCCUGCUCACUGGUCAUGAUGAUGUCAUUAAUCUCUUUCAGAGUACAAAGUCAGUGCAAGUGGAUCAGAGGACUCUGGAAGAAUUCCACACGAGCAGGAGGGGGAAACAUUGGCAGCAGAGGUCCCUCACAGGACCUCUGAUAUUACCAACUUUGAGUUUGAGAUGGGUCAGAGUCACCCAGCAGGCAAUGUGAAUGACCUGGGCCUGAUUCAGGUGCUGGAUGAGGUGCAAGAAGUCAAAGGAACAGUUAAAAUUGAAAACGACCCUGAGUUAUCUAGUAUGCUGGAGUCCCACCUCCCUGAAUCAUCACAACAACUGCCACAGAUGCCAACUCACAUCGACAACAAUGAUGGUGACAAUGAUGGUAACUGCAUGGGCUUUGUCCCACCCACUGUAGGGGACCCUGGUCUUAUUGGGGCUUUUGAAGUCAGAAGGGAGAGCUCAGAUAAGGUGCAUCGCUGCAACGUGUGUGGCCGGGGCUUCCGUCGCUUCUACUGCCUGAAGACACACCAGCGCAUUCACACGGGUGAGCGGCCGUAUCCCUGCAGGUAUUGCGAGAAGCGUUUCCGUCACCUGGACAGUCUGCAUAAGCACCAGCGCAUCCACACUGGGGAGACGCCCUACCGCUGUGCCCAGUGUGGCUGCUGUUUCAGGGAGCUGGGCCAGCUCAAGAAGCACAGGCUGACCCACUCACCUUCCCCCACCACACCCCACCCGUCACUGUCUUUACUUCAAGCAGGGCCCUCCUACACAUGGCCACACCUCCACUCGCAGUCCUUGGAUUCCUGAUCAGGAUGAAUUUGUACACAUUCAUACACACGUGUUUGAUAAAUGUGAUAUGACAGUAGUAAUGGAGAAAUUAUUUGUGUUAACGUCAUCCUAAUCAGAAGUUAAUAUUAUUCAAUUGACAAUGUACACAGAAGCUGUUUGUGUAUAGAAUCAUAUAUUUCUUCUAUUAUAUCUAUCUUCUCUUUUCUGCUUGUUCACAAUUUUCUUCAUUGGCAUAAAAGGGUGUUCAUUAUGUUGUCAGAUAUGAGGAGGUCUGCAGAUUCCACCUGGAAAGGUUUAUACAACCAUUUGGCAUCAAGGGUUGAGUUCCAUUUACUGCAAAAAUAUAUAUUGUUUGUGUAAAAUGGAAAUACAGACUACUUGAACUGAGUUGGUAGCACAAUGCAGAAAUCAUUGAUGUAUUUUUGUUGGUAUCACAUCAUGUGUCUUCUUUUCAUAUGGAACUGUGUGAAUUAGCCUGUUCAUUUUGAACAGCAAUGCAUUUACUUUGUACAUUUUUGAUUUACAUGAUAAUUUACCAAUAAAAAGUGACAUUUUCACAGUAUUAUUGGAUUAUUUUGUUUAACAUUAUUACAGUAAAAUAUCUUCUGAAAGGGACCCACUACACAAAGUUUAUUCAUAAUCUUAAAUAUAGUUAUUACAAUAUUUUCUACAGAUCACAAGAUGCAGAGAACUAUACACCCCACCUUUGCUGUCUGGCUUUGCGCAUCUGGGACCCUGUACAAUCGUGACAUAGCAAGAUUUUGACAAUUAAACCAAAAAUGAAAGCAAUUAUCUGAAGAUGGUGCUGGACCAUCUGACAUAAGAAAAAGGGGACCGUUUGAUGAUAAAAAAAUAAAGGUUAAAAUCCAAGCAUGUCACAUGAUUGCGCAAAACACAGGGCCCUAAUAAUUAAUGACAUAUAUUUGUGGUAUUUUCACCCUUCCCUUUUUGGCAGUCACAUGAACAGUUUAUACUGUCCGGUGACCUGCACGGAACAAAUAGCUGAGGCGGCAGCAUCAUACCCGCAAGCAGGUCAAUGUCCAUGGGCAUAUGGAGAAUACAUAUGUACAUUUGAAUUACAGCUGUUUAGAUUGAGGCAUUUAUAUUUUAUGCGCUAUUUGAUAAUUUGUAUGUCGCCUAUGCUACCUAUAGCCAGUAGUUUUCAAAUCUACGAAGAUCAACUAUUAACUAACAAAACACGGCUGUGUAUGCUGUUAAAUUACGUUGUGACAACUCUUCCAGAGAUCAUUCAGCUUUAAACUAAUUAGCGGGCAAAAAGGGAGCAGUCACGUAGCCAAAGGCAGACUGGGGUUUGUUUAACAAGCGGAAGUGUGCGCGCUGAUUCCCGCUGACGGCGAAUAGGUGAGUUGCUGUUUUCAUCUGGCUAUAGCUACAAUACGGCAUUAUCGUAAAGCAAACAACAAUGUAAACCAUUUUUUAAUCAUUAGUCAAACUACAAGUUUACGGAAUUGCGAGAUUGAAUUGUAGAAUGACCUCGCUGAGAACCGCGGUGUAUCUCCGCUUCACUUCCCCUUUGUGGAUACAUGAAAUAAAUGUCAACUCGAAACAAUCGCGCAGCUCUGAUGUUGCAUGACUUUGAAGCAUAAUGUUUAUGUAGAAUGUCUGAUGCUUUUCUGGUGGCUCGUAGUCUGAAGAUGUUUUUUAUUAAUUUAUUUAAAACCCUCCUUUCUCACCUUCUAUUUGUAUGUUUGCAAACCAAUUUUUUUGUAAAUAUAAAGCUAUACUGUGUUUUCAGGAAUCUGUCCAAUUGUCAGCAUUGUUACGAACUUUUAAAUGUCUCCAUUUAACAGGGUUACAAAAGGUUCAGGGGACGUCUGAACCAUUUAAAAACAACAGGCUUCUGAUGAAAGCCAUGUCUAAUGAUCACACACCCCUCCUCGCCCAUGGGGUAUGUGGUCUGUCUGCAGACACCGCAGUGUGUGACAUAGGGGGGUCAGAUGGCACUGGGGAGGCCAGCACUCCUAAUGCGGUACCUCGAAAGCUCAACACCUUCUUCGGGGUGAUAGUGCCCACUGUCCUCUCCAUGUUUAGCAUUGUCCUCUUCCUCAGAACUGGUGAGUGCAGCAUCUAGAUGUCAGACAACUACAAAUAUAGGCUGUGAAUGUGGAAUUUAUUUACAGUGCAACAUACAGUGAUGCUUGCUGAUGGUCAGAAGCUGCUGUUGGCUUCAAGCUCUGCUAGAUUAUUUUAAAAAGGUGUGUGUGUGUGUAACUGUGCAUGCAUGUGAAUGCAUAGGCUACUGUAUUGUGGUCCUGUAACAAGACUAAUACUGUGUAAUGAUGUCUCCUAUAGGGUUUGUGGUUGGUCAUGCAGGGCUCUUGCAGGGUCUUGUGAUGCUGCUUGUAGCCUACACCAUUAUUUCCCUCACCAUCUUGUCCAUCUGUGCUAUUUCCACCAAUGGUGCUGUGCAGGGAGGUGGGGCCUAUUGUAUCCUUAACACCGGUUUGUUCUCACACACCCCAAAAAAUAUAUUUAGCAAGUGUGUUUGUAUUUGUCUUAAGUAUGAGUGCAGUUUAAAAUCGCUAUGUUCUUACUAUUCAAACUUGAUGCCACAGUCUAUACAGACAGUUCUAGCCCUUAUAUCCUUAAAGGGACAUUUCACCACUUUUCAACCUCAUUUUCAUAAUCUCCAGCACCACCCCAACAUCAUGUGAAAACAGAGGGUUUCUAUGUUUUGUAGUCAAAAAGAUAACUGUUUCUGAUGACAUCUGGAUACAGUAAAGACAUGGUGGACCCCAGGAAGAGUAGCUGCUGCAUGUUCAACAGCUAAUGGGGAUCCUAAUAAACUAAACUUAACAUCAUCUGAUGUGCAUCCAGGGCCGGAUUACCUUCCUGGGGCCCCCAACAAAAAUUGUAGUUAUGAACAUGUCAUAAGCAAUGGAAAAAUGUGUAUAAUUGCAGGAAAUUAGCUUUAAAACUUCUAAAUGUUCUCUCAGCCUCAUGACAAAAUGUUUAGAAUAGCAUUAUAAAACUGCAAAUUUUUCUCUCUGCCCCAUGGCAAAAUGUGUUGAAAUUCAGGAAGUUAGCUGUUUUCCCAAAAAUAUUUCUUUGGGGGCCCUAGAGGUAGGUGCCCCAGGCCCCGAAAUGCAUAGUCCAGCCCUGUGUGCAUCAUAUGAUUUAACCAACUGAGCAGGUUACUAUGCUGACCUUUACGUGCUCAUAGUUUUAAAACCACAUGAUUCGCACCAGAUCAGUAAUAUUUAACCCCUUGACCUAAUGUCUGCCAGUCAUGAUCAGUCGAUCGUUGGGCCCAGAGUUUGGAGGAAGCAUUGGCCUAAUGUUCUUCCUGGCCAAAGUGUGCGCAUGUGGAGUGUAUGUGCUUGGUCUGGUAGAGGCACUACUUGACAUAUUUGGUCAGGACCCAGGUUAGUUUUGACAUUCUAUAAUUAACAGCCCAAUACUUAUAAUUCCUAGCAUGCAAGCCAUUUUUUUGUGGUAUGCUUUAAACAAAUUAUACUGAAUAUUUCUUAGAAGGUUGGUGCCUCAUGCGUUCAAAUGAGUCAUUCCACCCAGUGUUUCAUCCGCCAUCUUAUCAACUUCUAUGUCCCCCUUCCACCUCAGCGUCCUCCUCUGCGUUGCGGGUGCUACCCCAGGGCUACUGGUACACAGUGCUGUACUCUUCCAUAGUUCUCCUGCUGGUUCUGGUGGUGUGCCUGGUGGGCGCCCAUAUCUUCGCCCGCACCUCCUUCCUCAUCCUGCUGGUGGUGACCAUCUCCCUGCUGUCCAUCUACAUCAGCCCCUUGGCGGUGACCACACCCCUAAACUUCCUCAUCACCCACCAGGGUCAUGGCAACCAGACCCUCACCUACGACGCCAGCUACACAGGCUUCAACAGCACCACGCUGAAGGACAACCUGGGCUGUGAGUACUGCCUGGCUGGGGUCAAAGGUCAGGGGGGGCGGGGCGGUAGUACCUAGGUACAAUGUAUAGGGAACGGGGUGCUAUUUCAGAUUCAUUCUAGGUAUAGUAAGCCUUGAUAGGGAAGUUGAACUGGACAUGUAAAAAGUCGUUAGUUUUAUGGUUUGAGAGAGCUGUUGUAGCAACAGUGUUCUUCCUCUUUUUCCUCUUCAGCGGGCUACACUGUGGACUACAGCACCGGUAAAGUCAUGUCAUUCGCCACUGUGUUCGCUGUCAUGUUCACCAGCUGUACCGGAAUCAUGGCCGGAGCCAACAUGUCAGGUACUGUCCACACACAUCAUAACUAAUGACAGCUGGUGGAUAUUACAACUACAAAUAGUUGUCAUUGACAACUUUCCAUAUGCAUUCUGACUCAAGGUAAUGGAAUCUUAGUUCCAGGGUAAAUCCACGGUAACGCAAUUACGCUGAGACUCCGAUUUUGUUUUACUUUAAAAUGUAUUCUAAACAAAAACCAUUGAUUUCAAAGUUUACAACUCUAUGCACAAUGACUACGUUGAACAAUUUACACAGUUUACUGGCAAAAACAUAAAAAAAAAAAAAAAACUGCAGAUGCAAAGUUUGGUAACAGAAUUACAGUAAAAUCUCCCUCUGUUUUAUUCAGUUACUAAACUUUGUAUCUGCACAAUUGUACAAUUUUCUGUGGAAAUUGUUAAAAGUAGUCAUUGUGCAUAAAAUUAUAUGGUUUGUUAAACUUGGAAAUCAAUGUUUUUUGUUUGGUAUACAUUUUAAAGUGAAAAAUCUGAGUCUUAGCAUAAUUGUGUUACCAUGGAAUUGCCCUCCAUUACUUUACAUCUCAUUAAGCUUCACAUAGACUCAAACUUGACAUGUUCCACUAUCUUCUCCUCAAUCUGUUGUCUGUAGGAGAGCUGAAAAACCCCAGCGCUGCCAUUCCCAAAGGCACCAUUAUUGCAGUCCUCUACACCUUCAUAGUCUAUGUCCUUCUCUUCAUCCUCGCCAGCUCCACCUGUGAAAGGUCUGAAUGGAUGGGCUGUUAAUGAGGCUGGGAGGGGUGGGAACUCUGUCACCUAUCUAAUUAGCUAAUAAUUUAAUGCACAAAUAUUCAUCAUACUGUAACUAUGUAGUUUAAUAAAGUCAACUAAUUCAUGUAUUUUGUUUAGGACCCUGUUGGCUCAGGAUUACGGGUUCUUCCAGCGUAUAAACAUCUGGCCGCCAUUUGUCACCAUCGGGAUCUAUUGUUCCGCCCUUUCAGCAGCCAUGUGCUCUCUGAUUGGGGCAUCCCGGAUCCUCCACGCCCUCGCACUGGACCAACUGUUUGGUAAGGAUGUUGUUGAACAAGUUUCACAAUUAGACUGGCUAUUGUCUGUAACAGAGUAAAGGACAUGUUUUUGUUUAAUAUAAAAUAAGGAGCAUGCUUUAAUGUUGAUGUUUUGUUACCCAUAGGUUUUCCAUUGGCUCCCGCUGCUAUCACGUCCAGCUCAGGCAACCCAUGGGUGGCAGUGCUCUACACCUGGGGGUUGGCACAGGUGAGGAGAAGAGAUGGGUGUAUCGUAUUGAGCUAUGCAGUACUACUUUUGAUAUUCAAACAGGCUCUGAGACCGUGUCUUUGGUGUGACUGUGUAGUGUGUGGUGUUUGCAGGCCAGCUUAAUGCCAUAGCUGGCCUGGUGACAGUGUUCUACCUGCUGGCCUAUGCUGCUGUCGACCUGGCCUGUCUAGCUCUAGAGUGGGCAUCGGCCCCCAACUUCAGGUAGUCUGACACUAGCAUCAUGCUGUAUAAUCUGUUCAAAAAAAGAAGACAUUGACCUUAUUGUGUGAUGAUGUUGUUGUCCUUAGGGAAGUAGUGUUUAUCUAGAAUACUUUUGACCAUCAACGUCCAGUCCAGUUUUCACCUGUCUUUCACCUUUCACCUGUUUUACUAGUCUCCCUGUCUUCACCAGGCCCACUUUCCAGGUGUUCUCCUGGCACACAUGUCUGCUGGGCAUCCUGAGCUGUCUGGUGAUGAUGUUCGUCAUUAACCCAGUCUACUCCUCAGCCAGCAUCGUCCUCCUCUUGCUACUGUUGCUUUUCCUGCACUACAGAUCACCCACCAGCAGCUGGGGAUACAUCAGCCAGGCUCUCAUCUUCCAUCAGGUACCCACACCACACACAGACUUGUACCAGUACAUACAAACACACACUUAUGGGCCAGUUCCUGGGUCGUGUUCAGUAGAGAGAACUUUUUGCAACGGGGAAGAACUACCUGAAGUUGUCCAAUUUAGAAAACAUAUUUUCAUUUUCUGAUGCAAAAUGUUUUUCUCCUACUAAACAGGACCCUGGGGUGUGUCACUGCUGUCAGUCUUGGUGCUUUGAAUCUGCUUUCCACCCAUUCCCCCUCUCCUGUAGGUGCGUAAGUAUCUGCUGAUGCUGGACGUGAGGAAGGACCAUGUGAAGUUCUGGAGGCCCCAGGUGUUGUUGAUGGUGGCCAACCCUCGCUCCUCCUGCCAGCUCAUCAACUUUGUCAACCAGCUGAAGAAGGGUGGGCUGUUUGUGCUGGGACACGUGAAGCUGGGAGAUCUGGGUAAUAUUAUAGGGAUGGUGACAGGAGUUCUGGUGCCAGCGGAAUCGUGAUUAUGACUUACAAUAAAUGCUUGUCAUGUUUAUGACCACAUGAAACCUUCCACUAUUUGAUUACAAAAGUAGUCGUCUACAGUAAGUGUGAUAUUCGUAGAAAUAUGACGACAUUUAUAUUCAUAGAAAAUGUAAGGGAAAAUAGUUAGGCUCUUCUUUCGUUCGGGAAUCCAGGCAGUCCAGUCACUCAGCCUGGCCUGCUGGCUCCCCUUCCUCUGCGGAAGCAUAGUUCCCGCUCAGCCCAGUCAAAACUGUUCGCUGCUCUGGCACCCCAAUGGUGGAACAAGCUCCCUCACGACGCCAGGACAGCGGAGUCACUCACCACCUUCCGGAGACAUUUGAAACCCCACCUCUUUAAGGAAUACCUGGGAUAGGAUAAAGUAAUCCUUCUACCCCCCCCCCCCCCCCCCCCCCCCCCCCCACCAAAACAUUUGUAAAGUGGUUAUCCCACUGGCUAUAGGGUGAAUGCACCAAUUUGUGAGUCGCUCUGGAUAAGAGCGUCUGCUAAAUGACGUAAAUGUGCCCUUGAGCAAGGCACUUAACCCUAAUUGCUCCUGUAAGUCGCUCUGGAUAAGAGCGUCUGCUAAAUGACUAAAAUGAAAAUGAAUGAAAUGACUCAGCCAGCCUCUCAUCUGUGUUUCAGACACCCUGCCCUCAGACCCUGUCCAGCAGCAGUAUAACUUCUGGUUGAGUCUGGUGGAUAAGCUAGGGGUGAAGGCCUUUGUGGACCUGACUCUGUCCCCCUCUGUGAGGCAGGGAACACAGCAUCUUCUGCGUAUCACCGGCCUGGGUGAGUCACAUAUAUCCUCCUGUUUCCCAUUCUGGGUCAUUGUUUAUUGUUUUCCUGUUUAUUCCUCCUCAUGCACAACGGUGUCAGAAAGAGUAUUGACACGACAUAUUCAUUAUAAUAUUACUACUUUAGAAAAUGGAACAUAAAACAGUUUUACCCGUCAAGCAAUGUACUUUUUAGUGUAUUUUGAUUAUCCUCCUCCACUCUUCAUUAUCUCUUCAAGGCGGCAUGAAGCCCAAUACUCUGGUCUUGGGGUUCUACGACAGUUGCACCCCUGAGGACUACUUCCUCCAAGACCCUGCCUUCUGUGAGUCAAAAGGGUCCGGAGGGGAUGAUUUUGGGGUGGAUCUGCCCUCUAUGCAAGCCCACUUCCCCCCGGUCCGCCAUGUGGAGAGCCCACGCUGGCUCACACCAGAGGAGUACGUGGGAAUCAUCUCAGAUGCCAUCAAGAUGAGUAAGAACGUGUGUCUGGGCCGCUACUUCUCCCAGCUGCAGGGAGAAGGCAUGGGGACCAAGACGGACGGGGCUGAGAGGAUCAUCGACGUCUGGCCCUUCAACCUGCUGCAGCCAAGCAGCACGUCCACAGCCUCCGUGGACGUGUGCAGUCUCUUCCUGCUGCAGAUGGCGUGUGUUCUCAACAUGGCCAACAGAUGGCGCCAUGCCAGAAUGAGAAUAUUCCUAUGUGUGAAGGCGGAGUCCAGCGACCAGGGCUGGGUGGUUAAAGAGGAGACCUACCGGGAGCUGUUGCGGAAGCUGAGGAUCAAGGCCUCCAUCAAGAUAGUGCCCUGGGACUCUGUGGUGCAGCUCUACGGACAGGAACAGACACAGGACCCAGAGCUGGAGGGCCUGACGAAGCCGGCCCAGGCCCUUUCAGAGGACUUCCUGUCUGCAGUCAACAGCAUGCUGAUGGAGCACAGUGCUGAGGCUGCUGUCCGCUUCCUAUAUUUACCACGCCCCCCUGCUCACUCCAGCCAAUCACCAAAAUACCUCAGUCAGCUGGAAGCUGUGACUUACGGUUUAGGUCCAACCCUCUUAAUUCAUGGUCUCACCCCAGUCACAUGCACUGAGCUUUGAGUGUAUCACUCUGUGUGUUUAUGGGAUCAACAUGUCAUGUAACUAACUUAAUCCUGAACAUGAUAGAAAGGGCAGUCUGUUAAACGCUUAAAAUAUGAGCUACAUAACAUACUUUUUAGUUAGAAAAUAAACACACAUGCACACAACACAACAGGACCUAUAAGUAUAGCUCUGUUCCUUGGGAACAUAGUUUCACAUCUUGUAUUGUAACUCAUUUACACAUCUACUAAUUUCACAAAUUAACACAUUCAACACCUAGUGAGUCACAGUGGUACCUAUCUACCUUCUGUAUUUGUUAAAACUGUAAUUUAAUGGAGUACUUGUCUCAUGCCUUUGUGUUGGUUGGAUAAUGAUAUAAAUACAUUUAUGUUGUGCCUGAUAUAGCUGUGUACCCAGAUGUAGUUUUCAUAAAAACCUCCACCCACACAAUGGAAUUGACCGUGUGGCCUGAGAGUGACUCUGAUUCAGUGUGAGUGAAUGUUACAUGUAAGUAGAUCAAAUGGUCUGUUCUGCGGCAUCGGACCAAAGAAGAAUCAUAUGAUAGGUUGAAUGGUGAUGGAGGGAGAAUGGAUUCUCAAAUACAGAAAGGGCAACAUAUGCUAACUAGCUAUGGAAACUAGAAUUUUGUGUUAUUUUAUUUGAUGUUAUUGAUGCUGGUACAAUCGCUUUCCAUUGACCCCUUUUCCCAGUGUAUUCCUCUUCAGAUUGUGACCCAGUUUGGGAGAGCUCACCAGUGCCUUUGGACCAAAUGAUCUCUUAGGAUUUUGGGUCA